Frankliniella occidentalis (western flower thrips) is the source of this 3186-nucleotide messenger RNA. RefSeq names its product 116 kDa U5 small nuclear ribonucleoprotein component. Gene Ontology annotation, cellular component: cytosol; U2-type catalytic step 2 spliceosome; U4/U6 x U5 tri-snRNP complex. The record is from RefSeq and is a predicted model, not a curated record. Gene Ontology annotation, molecular function: translation elongation factor activity; GTPase activity; GTP binding. NCBI's taxonomy places the organism in Eukaryota, Metazoa, Arthropoda, Insecta, Thysanoptera, Thripidae. Gene Ontology annotation, biological process: mRNA splicing, via spliceosome. The transcript has 12 exons. The coding region runs from base 176 to 3097 and encodes 973 amino acids.
AUUUUUUUUUUACUUUAACACGAGUUUGGCGGCGCUGCGUUUGGCGUUCGUUUCUCGAGGCACUGUGAAUUGUUUACUGUUGUUUUUGUGUGUUCACGUCAUUAAUUUACUUUAUGCCUGAUCCCUCCUUAAGUUAAACUUUUAAACCAACAUCCAUCUCCAGUAAGCAGGAGAAAUGGACGCUGACUUGUAUGAUGAAUUUGGCAACUACAUUGGCCCAGAACUAGAAUCAGAUGACGAAGAAGAGGAAACUUAUGGUGGGCGGGAUGGAGAUCAAGACCAGGACUAUGAUGAUGAUGCAAAUGAAGAUGCAGACGCAGAUAUGGAUGUUGCACCCAUGGCGGUUGUACUCCAUGAGGACAAACAGUAUUACCCAUCAGCGGCAGAAGUUUUUGGACCUGAAGUGGAGACCAUAGUACAGGAAGAAGAUACACAAGCACUCACAACUCCUCUAAUCGCACCAUUAAAAGAACAUAAAUUUCAAGUCAAAGAACAGCAACUGCCAGAAACUAUUUACAGUAUGGAAUUUCUUGCUGACCUCAUGGACACACCAACAUUGAUAAGAAAUGUUGCUCUUGUUGGCCACCUUCAUCAUGGAAAGACAACAUUUGUAGAUUGCUUGAUGCAACAGACUCAUCCUGCUCUUGUCACCAAUGAAGAGAGAAACCUUCGAUAUACUGAUACUCUUUUCACUGAACAAGAACGUGGUGUCAGCAUCAAGUCCAUGCCUGUUACUCUUGUCCUGCCUGACAUUAGGUCAAAAUCACACUUGUUCAACAUCUUAGACUCUCCAGGUCAUGUUAACUUUUCUGACGAAGUCUCUGCUGCCAUGAGGAUAGCUGAUGGUGUGGUUGUAUUUGUUGAUGCUGCUGAGGGUGUCAUGCUUAACACUGAGCGUCUGAUCAAACAUGCUGUUCAAGAAAAGUUAGCUAUAACUUUGUGCAUAAACAAAAUUGAUCGUUUGAUGUUAGAACUGAAGCUUCCUCCUCAAGAUGCAUACUUCAAGUUAAGGCAAAUUGUAGAAGAAGUUAAUGGCCUCUUAAGUCUUUACUCUGAGGAAGAAAAUUCUAUUGUUGUAUCCCCAGUUCUUGGCAAUGUCUGCUUUGCCAGUUCCCAAUAUGGAGUUUGCUUCACCCUCAAAUCAUUUGCUAACAUCUAUGCUCAGACUUACCCAGGAGUAAAUAUGAAGGAGUUUGCUAGACGUCUUUGGGGCGAUAUGUAUUUUAAUAAUAAGACGCGCAAGUUCUCUAAAAAAUCACCUCAUGGGUCUGCUCAACGAAGUUUUGUUGAAUUCAUUUUGGAACCCUUAUAUAAACUAUUUGCCCAGGUUGUGGGUGAUGUUGACUCAACAUUACCGGAUGUGCUAGAGGAACUUGGCAUUCGUCUUUCUCGUGAUGAAAUGAAAAUGAACAUCCGCCCACUCUUGAGAAUGAUAUGUGGCAGAUUUCUGAAAGACUUCAGUGGCUUUGUGGAGAUGUGUGUAGAGCACAUACCGUCUCCUGCUGACAAUGCCAAAACCAAGGUCCAGCAUAUUUACACAGGACCUGUGGAAUCAGAUCUUGGUGAUGAUAUGUGUGCGUGUGAUCCUGAUGGACGCUUGAUGGUUCACAGCACAAAGAUGUACCCUACUGAAGACUGUACGUCAUUUGUCGUACUUGGACGAGUUCUUGGUGGCACUCUCCAUGCUGGACAAGAAGUGCGUGUGUUGGGGGAAAAUUACAGUUUGCAAGAUGAAGAAGACUCCAGAAUUCUCAAUGUAGGGCGUUUGUGGAUUUAUGAAGCCCGGUACAAGAUAGAAGUCAACCGAGUCCCAGCAGGGAACUGGGUGCUCAUCGAAGGAAUUGACCAGCCCAUUGUGAAAACAGCAACCAUAACAGAUAUGUCAACAGCAGAUGACUUAUUUAUUUUCAGACCUUUGAAAUUCAACACACAGUCAGUCAUUAAAAUUGCAGUUGAACCUGUAAACCCAUCAGAAUUACCAAAAAUGUUAGAUGGGCUAAGAAAGGUAAAUAAAUCAUAUCCUUUGCUGUCCACCAGAGUGGAAGAAUCUGGCGAACAUGUUGUCCUUGGUACAGGUGAACUCUAUCUUGACUGUGCAAUGCAUGACUUAAGAAAGAUGUACUCUGAAAUUGAUAUCAAAGUAGCUGACCCGGUUGUUGCGUUUUGUGAAACUGUUGUGGAAACUUCGUCACUGAAAUGUUUUGCUGAAACACCAAACAAAAGGAACAAGCUGACAAUGAUAGCAGAACCUCUUGAAAAAGGCUUAGCUGAAGAUAUUGAAAGUGAAGUUGUUCAUAUUUCCUGGAAUAAAAAGAGAUUGGGAGAAUUCUUUCAAACUAAGUAUGACUGGGAUCUUCUUGCUGCCCGUUCAAUUUGGGCAUUUGGUCCUGACACUACGGGCCCCAACAUUCUUGUGGAUGAUACAUUACCCUCUGAAGUUGACAAAAGUCUCCUCAACUCUGUUAAAGACUCUAUUGUCCAAGGUUUCCAAUGGGGUACUCGGGAAGGUCCUCUUUGUGAAGAGCCAAUCAGAAAUGUCAAGUUUAAGAUUUUAGAUGCAGUAAUUGCUAGUGAGCCUCUGCACCGUGGAGGUGGUCAGGUUAUCCCCACUGCCAGGAGAGUUGCAUAUUCUGCUUUUCUCAUGGCUACACCUCGGCUCAUGGAGCCGUAUCUUUUUGUGGAAGUCCAAGCUCCUGCUGAUUGUGUUUCUGCUGUGUACACAGUGUUGGCCAAAAGAAGAGGCCAUGUCACUCAAGAUGCUCCCGUACCCGGUUCUCCCCUAUACACUAUCAAAGCUUUUAUUCCUGCUAUUGAUUCCUUUGGAUUUGAAACAGAUUUGAGAACGCACACACAGGGUCAGGCAUUUUGUCUAUCUGUUUUCCAUCACUGGCAGAUUGUCCCAGGUGAUCCAUUGGACAAGAGUAUUGUCAUUCGGCCUCUUGAGCCUCAACCUGCUACUCACUUAGCACGUGAAUUCAUGAUCAAAACAAGAAGACGCAAGGGAUUAAGUGAAGAUGUUUCUAUUAACAAAUUCUUUGAUGAUCCUAUGUUGCUUGAACUUGCUCGACAAGAUGUUAUGCUUAACUAUCCCUUGUGAAGCUUAGUGUGAUGUGUCCUCAUUCUUUACAACAAAAUGUACAAACUUGCUUAUGAAUUGUAAAUUAUAGUUUUAGCCAAGUACCUAAA